Molecule: messenger RNA, 1471 nt
Organism: Gambusia affinis (western mosquitofish)
Lineage: Eukaryota; Metazoa; Chordata; Actinopteri; Cyprinodontiformes; Poeciliidae
Product: dual specificity protein phosphatase 18
Exons: 1
Coding region: 1-618 (205 amino acids)
Biological process (GO): protein dephosphorylation
Cellular component (GO): cytoplasm
Molecular function (GO): MAP kinase tyrosine/serine/threonine phosphatase activity
Source: RefSeq, a predicted model, not a curated record
AUGGCGCUCUCCCAGGUCACGCCCUCCCUCUUCCUUAGCGGAGCCGACGCCCCCCUGAACGGCGCUCUGAUGUCACAGAAAGGCAUCACGCUGAUAGUGAACGCCACGCUAAGCCACGCCCUCCCCGCCCACCCGGGCGUGGAGUGUCUGCGCGUUCCCGUCAGCGACCUGCCGUGCGAACGCCUCGGCCUGCAUUUCGACCGCGUGGCGGAGCGUAUCCAUGACAACCGCGCCGGAUGCACGCUGGUGCAUUGCGUCGCGGGGAGGAGCCGCUCCCCGGCGCUGGUCAUGGCGUACCUGAUGAGGUUCCGCGGCGCCACGCUGCGCCAGGCUCACCGCCGCGUCCUGGAGAGCCGGCCCUGCAUCCGCAUCAACGCCGGUUUCUGGGAGCAGCUGCUGCAGUACGAGAGGAGGCUGUACGGCCGCAACACGGUCCGGGUGGAGCCCGAGGGGCCACAGGGGCCUCACCGGGCCACCGCUCCGAUGAGCAGCCAGUUGACAUCUAUACCCAGAUCUCCUGUGAUGUCACGCUCUCAGGUGAUGAUGUCACCACAUAAAUUAAUAAGAGAAUCUACCGUGUCAUCAAAGAGCAACAGAACAAUUUACAAACUGCUGUGAGUGGGCGGAGCUACAUUACCUGGACAAGUGUGGAGCAGCUGUUCACCUGGCCAGCAGCCUGGACCACCAGAACCAGUAACUGGACCAGAACCAGUCUGGGGACAGGAAGUGAGUCUGUUCUGUUCUGCUUAGUUUUGCUGCUGAUCAAUAAAUAAUUUCCACCAGAGCGUCUCCUUGCUGUUCCUCACCACCACCAGCAGGGGGCGGUGUGGCUUCAGGGGAGGCGACCUGUAGAAACUGCAGUUCCGGUUCAGAGGUGGAAACAACCCUAAAACCUCAUAAUUAUCAACCUCUUCAUUCAGACAACUAAUUAUUCUGCAGCUCAUUAGAUAUUUAUGAUUAUAAAAACAUGGAGAAUAAAAAAUCAGACAAAUUAAUCAUGUAGAUUAGAAAACUGAAGGUAAGUUAAUAACAAACAAAAAGAGAGGAAAAUAUUUUAUUCAAAAUACAGAACAAUUUUAUCAGAACCCAAAAGAUCUUAACGGUGGCUCUUGGGGGCCCAGCAGGUUGUGCUGAGGGAACACAAACACAGGGUCCGUCAGAACCUGAAACUUGGUGGUGGCAGCAUCAUACUGUGAAGAAGUAGUGGCGGUUCACCUUCCAGCAGGACCACCAGAGAUAUAUGUAGGUUCUUCUGGGUUCUGGAUGUGACUGACCUUGGAGGUUCUGCGGUUUCUCCUCGGUUGGCGAUCCUCCUGAAGAACUGCAUGGUGACGGCGCCUCCUGCAGGACACACAUCGUUAGCACUAGCGCAGUAGAAUGAUCGCAUUCACCACCUUCGUCAUCACUUCCCCUCAUACAGGGAAGGAACUGGUUCCCCCAGCAGCAGCUCCCCCUGGGCCAGCCGCCCCCA